AUGCGCAGGUCCUUCAUUCUUGGGAGACCUUUCCUAGCCACUACUAGAGCCAUCAUUGACAUGAAGAAUGGAAAGAUUACCUUUAAAGUGGGUAAUAAGAAGAUGGAGUACAAUCCCACAAACUCUAUGGAAGCUCCUUCAUUUCGGGAGACUAUCUAUAGGGUGGAUGUUUUAGAUGAGGCAAUUGAGGUAAAAGCUUUUAGUCUACAACUUGAUGAUUCGCUGCAAACUGUUCUCAUGGGAAGUGCCGAUGAAGAGGAUUGGGAAACUACGACGUACAAGAGGCUCUUAGAGGAAUUCCGUUCAUUACCUAGUGAUGAUCCUAUCAAGGAGUUGUUGACACGAGGAAUUCUUGUGAUCGUUGUCAAAGAACUGGGAAUAUCUCUAGGAGGAAUAAUACCUCUAAACAACAUUCUUGCGGUCGAAUCAUUUGAUGUAUGGGACAUAGAUUUCAUGGGUCAUUUUCCUUCAUCAUAUGGGAAUCGGUAUAUUCUAGUUGUUGUGGACUAUGUCUUAAAGUGGGUUGAGGCUAUUGCCACUCCUACUAAUGAUGCUCGUGUGGUUCAAAAGUUCUUUAAGAAGACGAUUUUCCCUAGAUUUGGAGUACCACCAGUAUUGAUUAGUGAUGGAGGUACGCAUUUUGUCGAAAAGAAGUUUGAAGCUAUGUUGAAGAAAUAUGGAGUACAUCAUCGAGUGGGGCUCUCAUAUCACCCACAAACUAGUGGCCAAGUGGAUAUUUCUAAUCGAGAGAUCAAAACUAUCUCAGAGAAGACAGUUGCAAGAUCAAGGAAGGAUUAG
Molecule: messenger RNA, 798 nt
Organism: Beta vulgaris subsp. vulgaris (sugar beet)
Lineage: Eukaryota; Viridiplantae; Streptophyta; Magnoliopsida; Caryophyllales; Amaranthaceae
Exons: 2
Coding region: 1-798 (265 amino acids)
Biological process (GO): DNA integration
Molecular function (GO): nucleic acid binding
Source: RefSeq, a predicted model, not a curated record